AUGCCGCCCGGUGCUGCUUCCCCUGCAGCUGGUUUUAGGGGCCGGGACAGUGACCACGGAGGCCGGGACGCGGUGGGUGCAGAAUACACGCUAGAAGGUGCUGUUUCGAGGGCUCUAGAGGUCAUCGGAGUCCUGGAUGAUUGUUUGUGUGAUAUUGAUAGCAUCGAUAACUUUAACACCUUCAAGAUCUUCCCCAAAAUUAAGAAACUGCAAGAGCGAGACUACUUCCGUUAUUACAAGGUUAAUCUGAAGCGACCGUGUCCUUUCUGGGCAGAAGAUGGCCAUUGUUCCAUAAAAGACUGCCAUGUGGAGCCUUGUCCAGAGAGUAAAGUUCCAGUCGGAAUUAAAGCUGGGAGAUCGAAUAAGUACUUGAAAGUGGCAAACAAUACCAAAGAAUUUGAAGAUUGUGAGCAAGCUAGUAAACUGGGAGCAAUUAACAGCACAUUAAGUAAUCAAAGCAAAGAGGCUUUCAUCGACUGGGCGAGAUACGAUGACUCACAGGAUCACUUCUGUGAGCUUGAUGAUGAGAGGUCUCCAGCUGCCCAGUAUGUGGACCUGCUGCUGAACCCAGAGCGUUACACUGGCUACAAAGGGCCGUCUGCGUGGAGAGUGUGGAACAGCAUCUACGAAGAAAACUGUUUCAAGCCUCGAUCUGUUUAUCGUCCUCUAAAUCCUCUGGCGCCCAGCCGAGGAGAAGAUGAUGGAGAAUCAUUCUACACGUGGCUAGAAGGGUUAUGUCUGGAGAAAAGAGUCUUCUACAAGCUUAUAUCGGGACUUCAUGCCAGUAUCAACUUACAUCUGUGCUCAAAUUAUCUUUUGGAAGAAACCUGGGGCAAACCUAGCUGGGGACCUAAUAUAAAAGAAUUUAAACGCCGCUUCGACCCUGUGGAAACCAAGGGAGAAGGCCCAAGGAGGCUAAAGAACCUGUACUUCUUGUACUUAAUUGAGCUGCGCGCUUUACUGAAGGUGGCCCCAUACUUCGAGCGCUCAAUUGUGGAUCUUUACACUGGAAACGUGGAAGACGAUGCAGACACAAAAACCCUCCUGCUGGAUAUCUUCCAGGACACAAAGUCCUUUCCCAUGCACUUUGAUGAGAAAUCCAUGUUCGCAGGUGACAAAAAGGGGGCCAAAUCGUUAAAGGAGGAAUUCCGGUUACAUUUCAAGAAUAUCUCUCGUAUAAUGGACUGCGUUGGAUGUGACAAAUGCCGACUGUGGGGAAAACUGCAGACUCAGGGUUUAGGAACUGCGCUGAAGAUACUGUUCUCUGAAAAGGAAAUCCAGAAGCUUCCAGAGAAUAGCCCCUCAAAAGGCUUCCAGCUCACUCGACAGGAAAUCGUUGCUCUUGUAAAUGCUUUUGGGAGGCUUUCUACAAGUAUAAGAGAAUUACAGAAUUUUAAAGUCUUAUUACAACACAGUAGGUAAUAAAGGCUUUUAUAUGUCUAAUUAGAGACAUAAAGUGACUGUGAGGACUUUUACUCUUGGACAUUCAGCAAAAGGAGACUAAUCUUCAAAGACUUCAAGAAUUCUGAACUCUUAAAGAGAAAAUUCAAAUGUUCACUUGAAUAUUUAUGAUUCCUAAUAGAAUGUCAAUUAGAGGUAUUUAUAAAUGAAGUAUGUACUUUUAAAACAUGUAAGUUAUGCUAAUUCUGUGUUUAAUUUCAUGCGUUUCCAUCUGUUGAAUAUUCUGCUAUUGUUUGUUUAGAAUUGGUUUUGUUCUUACUGCAUUAUGCUUUAUUUCUGGUUGUCAAACUUAAAUGACUAUGUCUCCAUCCUAAUGACACUGUUAACAGUCUGUUGUGAAAAAGGAGAGCCAGGGAACACACAUUGUUUAGGGCUGGUCUCAGUGUGAAAAUUUGUCAGUGACUUUAAUGUGCGCAGCCUUGCCUAGCUCUGUGUCACCUUCUAGGAUAUGGAGUCAGUGUGAUGAGUGGCCUUUUAAGUGUAUAGUUUCAGAAGUUACUUAAGAAUCCCCAGGACUUCAACUUCAGUUUCACUGUUUUUUAUUUAAGUUUUUAGUUGCUGUUGUAGUUUUGUUUCGGUCUAAAGGACCUGUUUCGGUAAAGGUGAGUAAGUAUGUCCCCCGCCAAGAUUUCCUGGCUCCGAGGGUUUUUUACUUAGAGCCUAGGCAUCAGUUGCUUUUGAUUUUGUGUUUCUUUGUUUCUACUCCAAUUUUAGAAAUUUUUAUUUACUCUAAAAAAAAAAAAAAACAAAAACAAAAAAAUAAUUGCAUAAAUAUUUAACAGUUUUCAUCUUGAUAAAAUUUGAAUGGGAUUUUAUGAAUUUAUAAUGCCAAUUUAAAACAUUAUAUACACAAAUUUACUACUUUAAAGUAAGCAUUUUAAAGGUUUUAUUUUGGGACAAAAUCUAUGCAAUCCUCUUAGUGUGAUUUUCUUUGGUAGGAGAUUUAAGUAGGUAGAUUAGUUCAAGCCUUUUACCUUCCCCUCUCCUCGCUCUUUUUCUGGUUCCUUGUAUAUAAAUGGUACUUCGGGUGAUUUGUACCAACAGAUGACUCAUUGUCCUAACAGUCAUUUCCUAAACCUGGGAUUUAAAUAUCCUUGAUAUUUAAAGUAUUGAUUCUUUUAAAAGAUGUUAGUAGGUACAAUGUGGUUAAUUUGGAAGGUUGUCUCUGUGUGGAAGUAAUGUAGGCACAGAAUAGUUUUUCUUAAGGCUCUUCAGUCGUUUGUGAAUAAGUGCUCUUAAACCCCUAUCUUCUCCUGCCAAAGCCUGAGGUGUGUUCAUUGAGUUAGGGGCAUGUUUUAAAUUGUGUUUAGUUGGCUCACCCCUCUUUUAAAAAUAUUUAGUCACCCUUGGAGGGAGAGAUGUGAUCGGAGGGAGGAAAGUCUUGUUAACUAUUUUCUUAUCCAGUUUCUAGCCUUUAUAGAGCUGGGUUUUGUUGUUGAUGGUAGUGGUGACAUUUUUUGUUCAGUUGAGUACAACAGGCUGGCUUGACUGGAGCUGCCUCCACGUUUCCCUUUCAUUUUUAGGGAUGCAAAUAUCUUAUGAUGGGAGAGGGGGACCUUAAGGUAAACUUGUUUAAAAGUGAAUAUGUAAUAUCGCUGGUAAUUAAUAAUUAUUCUUAGUGUUCAUUCAGAGUUUAAGAAAAUGUGAACGUUUUGCACUUUGUCUAUUUUUACUGUAAGCUUAAAAAUCUUUUUGGUGGUGUGUCUUCCCCAUUCUCUCAGCUAAAGAUAAAGCCUAUUAUUUACACUCAAUUUACUGGAGAAAAUCCUUGGUCAUUUCCAUUUACCGCUUUUUUUCUUUACUUUGAUUAGUUUCAAGCUUAGAGUGAGUUCUAAGAAAUUCAGAAGUCAUUAGAAAAAACGUUCUUUUCAGAGUUUAAACAGAUUCUUUCACUACGAAGAAAUAAACAAAUGAAGUAUAUUUAAGCUGAAAUGUAUUUGGUUCGCUUAUUUUACCAUAAGUUAGGCUGGGGCAGCCUGCGUUUUGGGUGUGUUCCUGACAUGAUCUCUGCACUGUGAGACUGUUCCGUGAGCCGGGUGACGUUCCCAGGCUCCUGCGCUCGCCGUUGCCUGGCCCCCUCACCUUUGCCACGAGCAGUGCUGGAGCGGGGCCCGCUCUCUGGGGAGCUUGGCCAGAGCACCUCUGGGCCUUUUGCGUUAUCUCUUCACCUAAUUUGAAAAUCCAGCACUUGAUAAUACGGCAGAAAUGAUUUUAGCUGCUGAUGAAGUAACGAAAUGAAGGAAGGACAAGACCCCUUCCUUCGGUGGCAUGAGUUUAUUUUUUUUCUUAAGUGGCAUCUCUGUUAGAAAUACUCUGUAUUAAAAUUGUAAAAUGUUA
Molecule: messenger RNA, 3798 nt
Organism: Miniopterus natalensis
Lineage: Eukaryota; Metazoa; Chordata; Mammalia; Chiroptera; Miniopteridae
Source: RefSeq, a predicted model, not a curated record